AUGAAUAGUACUCGACGUGAAACUGUUUCACUUUCAAUGUUUUCUCAUAAUUUUUCUAUUGCGAACCCGGUAACAGAGGAAGGGAUUGUUGGUAGACAAUUAGCUAGAGAAGUUAUUAUACCAUCAAUACAAAAGAUUAAAUCAAAAGAAUUGAGAGCGAAUGAGAUCGAAGCACUUACUGCGUUUGAGGGUGGAAUAGAGGAUUUGGAUAAUGCUAAUCCAGAUUUGAUUAUUACAACAUUGAUUGAAAUAUUAACAAAUCUAAAAACUAAUGCCGAUAUAUGUGAGAGAUUAUCAGAUUUAGGAGUAAUAUCUGAUGCAUUUUUAUCAACUCCAGAAUUAACAGCAGACAUUGAUUCUCCAUCAUCAUCAUCAGAUAAUAAUGGUGGUGGUGAAAAUUCUCUACCAGAUAAUGAUGUUAAAGAACCACCAGAUGAACAAUCAUCAUCAUCCAUAUCAUCAAAGGAGAAGAAAUCAAAAUCAUCACCGAUAACGGAGAUGUUAUAUACAAAAUGGCUUGAUCAAUUACGAAUUAAAUGGCCAAUAGGAUUUGGUUCAGGUUCAUAA
Molecule: messenger RNA, 567 nt
Organism: Diversispora eburnea
Lineage: Eukaryota; Fungi; Glomeromycota; Glomeromycetes; Diversisporales; Diversisporaceae
Source: the annotation of a GenBank genome assembly